AUGGGUGGAAAAGCGGAAAAAGGUACACCGAAGUACAUAGCAAACAAGAUAAAAGCCAAAGGGCUCCAGAAACUGCGAUGGUACUGUCAAAUGUGCCAGAAACAAUGCCGUGAUGAAAAUGGGUUUAAAUGCCACACCAUGUCUGAAUCUCAUCAAAGGCAGCUCUUGUUGUUCGCUGAUAAUGCUUCUAAAUAUAUAGAUGAGUUUUCUAAGGAGUUUGCUGAUGGCUACUUGGAGUUAUUGCGCCGCCAAUUUGGUACGAAGCGAGUGAAUGCAAAUAAGGUCUAUCAGGAUUAUAUAUCUAAUCGGGAACAUCUUCACAUGAAUGCAACACAAUGGGAAACGCUCACAGAUUUUGUGAAAUGGCUCGGACGUGAGGGGAAAUGUGUUGUAGACGAAACGGAGAAGGGUUGGUUUGUUGCAUAUAUUGACCGAGAUCCUGCUACUAUUGCAGCUCAAGAGGCUAAAGCAAAAAAGGAUAAAAUGGAUAAAGAUGACCAGGAGCGAAUGUUAGAGUUCAUUCAAAAGCAAGUUGAAAGAGGGAAGAAAGAAACAGAAAAUGAGCCCAAAUAUACAGAGUUUAAACGGGAGAGUAGUCAGGAGAGACUGACUCUCAAUCUCAACUUGAAGAGAAAAACAGAUGAAAAGAAAAUAGAGUUACCAAAAUCGGCACUGUUGUUGACUAAGAAAGAAACAAGCAAGGAAUCGUCUAGUAAGAGACAAAAAUCUGACAGCAAAUCGAAUGCCUUAGAUGAAAUUAUGGAAAUGCAGGAAAAACAGAAGGAAAGGGCUAACAGAAAAGACUAUUGGCUGACAGAAGGUAUAAUUGUGAAAAUAGUCACAAAAUCACUCGGUGACAAGUUUUAUAAGAGGAAGGGAGUUAUUGAGAAAGUCAUAGACAAAUAUGGCGCUCAGAUAAGACUUAUCGAUGAGAACGUCAAGUUGAAAUUGGACCAGAACCACUUGGAAACGGUAAUACCCAGCGCCGGUCGUACUGUUCGCUUCGUUAACGGCGCGUACCGAGGUCUCCGUGGCACAUUGCAAGACAUAGACACGGACAACUUUUGCUGCCACGUUGAGGUCGCAGAGGGUCCACUCACCGGAAGAAUAGUGAAGAACGUGCAGUACGAAGAUAUUAGUAAAUUGGCUUCAUAG
This is a messenger RNA of Leptosia nina, 1155 nucleotides long. NCBI's taxonomy places the organism in Eukaryota, Metazoa, Arthropoda, Insecta, Lepidoptera, Pieridae. The record is from the annotation of a GenBank genome assembly.